Drosophila albomicans is the source of this 3261-nucleotide messenger RNA. RefSeq names its product dorsal-ventral patterning protein tolloid. The transcript is spliced from 8 exons. The coding region runs from base 29 to 3226 and encodes 1065 amino acids. Gene Ontology annotation, biological process: proteolysis. Gene Ontology annotation, molecular function: zinc ion binding; calcium ion binding; metalloendopeptidase activity. NCBI's taxonomy places the organism in Eukaryota, Metazoa, Arthropoda, Insecta, Diptera, Drosophilidae. The record is from RefSeq and is a predicted model, not a curated record.
AGAGAGAGACUGCGAGACUAUAAUCACAAUGGGACACAAAAUACAUUCCAUGCUAUUCAAAGUUAAAUUGAUUUCAUUAUGUAUUGGAUUACUAAUAAUUGCAUUGUUGCCCCACCUUUCUCGUGCUAAUAAGGAUGCUGAUAACUGUAAUUUCAAUUUCAACGAACAGUCCGAAGAUUUUGAAAUAUUCAAGACAUCUGAGCAAGGGAAUUUCAACACUCGGACAAAAUACGAUGCACACUUGAACUCUAAGCACACCAGCAUCAAAACAAAAAUAUGGCAGAAGGGCAACACAAAUAUCUUGAGAAGAAGUCAACGAGGAAAGCGUUCCAAGUCAUCGUAUAACUUGCCAUCUACACUGAUAAAGGUACCACCUGCUCCUCCCAUGAUUUGGACUGACGCAUCCGCGAAUGCACAGCUUUCACAACGAAUGCGUCGUGCCGUUACAGUACGGAAGGACCGAACAUGGGACUAUGGUGUAAUACCUUACGAGAUUGACUCCAUCUUUAGUGGUGCCCACAAGGCUCUCUUUAAGCAGGCCAUGCGUUACUGGGAGAACUUCACAUGUAUUAAGUUUGUGGAACGGGAUGUUAAGCUGCAUUCAAACUAUAUCUAUUUCACAGUCAAGAGUUGCGGAUGCUGCUCUUUUCUUGGAAAGAAUGGGAACGGACGACAAGCAAUUUCCAUAGGGAGAAACUGUGAAAAAUUUGGCAUCAUCAUACACGAGUUGGGCCACACAAUUGGCUUCCAUCAUGAGCAUGCCCGUGGCGAUCGAGACAAGCACAUCAUUAUCAAUAAGGCUAAUAUUAUGCGGGGUCAGGCGUACAAUUUUGAUGUGUUGUCUCCCGAAGAAUUCGACGAGCCACUCUUACCAUAUGACUAUAACUCUAUCAUGCACUACGCCAAAAACUCAUUUUCUAAGAGCUCUUAUCUGGAUACCAUCACACCCAUCGGUCUGCAUCCUGGUGUGCAAAUUGAAUUAGGUCAACGUCGUCGCCUGAGUCAAGGCGACAUUCUGCAGGCCAAUUUGCUUUACAAGUGUGCCGCAUGUGGACGCACCUUUCAACAAAAUUCCGGACAGAUCGUGUCUCCCCAUUACAUCUAUACUGACAACAGUCUACUUAGCAAUGUAGAGGGAAGUGGCGACGUAGGUGAUGAACCGCAGCACGUUGGUGCUAGCCAUAAUGCUCCAUCGUUGAACGUCUGCGAGUGGCGAAUAACGGCUACAAAUGGUGAACGUAUCAUACUCCAUCUGCAGGAGCUGCAGCUGUUGCAUUCGAGCAACUGUACGCAGGACUAUGUUGAGAUUCGCGAUGGCUACUGGCAUCGCUCGCCACUUGUGCGUCGCAUAUGCGGAAGGAACAUCAACGAGAGCGAGAUGAUCACCACGGAGACAAGUCGCAUGCUAAUUAAGUAUGUCAACAACAAUGCAGCACUUGGAUAUAGAGGAUUCAAAGCGCGUUUUGAAGUGGUCUGCGGCGGAGAUAUCUACCUGACCAAGGAUCAGUCCAUCGACUCUCCGAACUAUCCCCUGGAGUAUAUGCCCAACAAAGAGUGUAUUUGGCGCAUCACAGCGCCGGCUAAUCAUCAUGUUGCCAUAAAGUUUCAGUCUUUCUUUAUAGAGAAGCAUGAUCGAUGCAUUUACGACUAUAUUGAGAUCAGAGACGGCGCUCGCAGCGACUCUAAGCUAAUUGGGCGCUUUUGCGGCGACAAGCUGCCACCUAAUAUCAAAACGCAUAGCAAUCAAAUGUUUAUCAAAUUCGUGUCGGAUGGCUCUGUUACAAGGUUGGGCUUCUCCGCAGCUCUGAUGUUGGAUGUGGACGAAUGCAAGUUUAUGGAGCACGGCUGUCAGCACAUUUGCAUCAAUACCUUGGGCAGCUAUCAGUGUGGAUGUCACGCCGGCUAUGAGUUGCAGUCCAAUGGCAGAACCUGUGAAGACGCAUGUGGGGGUGUUGUGAAUGCAACUAUGUCCAAUGGCACCUUGUAUUCUCCUUCAUAUCCUGAUCUCUAUCCAAAUGCCAAGCAAUGUGUCUGGGAAGUGGUUGCGCCUCCAAAUCAUUCUGUCUUCUUGAACUUCACGGCUUUCGAUCUGGAGGGCACUAAGCUGCAGUAUACGAAAUGCAGUUAUGACUACCUGAUCAUAUAUUCAAAGCUGCGGGACAAUAGGCUUAAGAAGAUCGGCAUAUUUUGUGGAAACGAGUUGCCACCAAUCGUUAAUUCCGAGCAGAAUAUUCUGCGGCUCGAGUUUUAUUCGGAUCGAACGAUUCAACGCAACGGAUUUGUGGCUGAAUUUAUUGUAGAUAUCGACGAGUGCGCACUGAACAAUGGUGGCUGCCAGCACAGAUGCCGCAACACAUAUGGUAGCUACCAAUGCAGCUGUAGGAAUGGUUACACACUCCACAAAAAUGGCCACAAUUGCACGGAGACAAAGUGCAAGUUUGAGAUCACCUCCUCCAAAGGGGUCCUCCACAGUCCCAACUAUCCCAACGACUAUGCACGCAAUAUAUUUUGCUACUGGCAUUUCCAGACGGUUCUGGGACAUCGCAUCAAGCUGACUUUCAAUGAUUUCGAUGUGGAAAGCCAUCAGGAAUGCAUUUAUGACUACGUGGCCAUCUAUGAUGGUCGCUCGGAGAAUAGUUCGACACUAGGCGUCUAUUGUGGUGGCCGCGAACCUUAUGCGGUAAUUGCAUCCAGCAAUGAAAUGUUUAUGGUGCUCAAGACGGAUGCGGGACUACAACGUAAGGGCUUUAACGCAACCUUUCUGUCAGAGUGUGGCGGCUAUUUGCGUGCCACGAAUAACACCCAAAUUUUCUACUCACAUCCUCGCUAUGGCAUUAGGCCGUAUGAGCGGAAUAUGUACUGCGAUUGGCGUAUUGAGUCCGAUCCGGAAAGUAGUGUCAAAAUCAAAUUUCUUCAAUUCGAAAUCGAGUAUUCGGAGCGAUGCGAGUAUGACUUCCUCGAGGUCACUGAGGAGGGCAACGCUAUGAAUACUAUACAUGGUCGCUUUUGCGGGAAAAGGAAACCACCAGUGAUUGUUUCCAACUCAGACACUCUACUGUUAAAGUUCCAAACGGAUUAUGACAAUUCUUUACGCGGCUUUGCUAUAUCUUUUAUUGCCGUUGAACCACCAGACAAUGAUACUGGCGAAGAUUUGGAUGCGGCGGUGACUCCAUUUCCUGGCUACUUCAGAAAUAUGUAUGCAGAGAUGGCGGAGGGCAGUGACUAGCACAUAUCUUUCCACACAGUAGACUAAUGUGACUU